Molecule: messenger RNA, 659 nt
Organism: Rubroshorea leprosula
Lineage: Eukaryota; Viridiplantae; Streptophyta; Magnoliopsida; Malvales; Dipterocarpaceae
Source: the annotation of a GenBank genome assembly
AGAUAGACAAUUCUACAUGAAACUUACUUCGACCCAUGGCGAUCUGUGCAGAAAUCGGCGGCCAAAACGCUAGGAAAUGUAUUGGAGAGGUAAAGAGCAUGCCCUUUGCUUAAUAGCUACGUUGGAAACGCUGUCAGACCCGUUGACACGCGUGUUUAGGCCUUCCUACGUGUGUGUGUCUGCGCGCGCCCUUGUGUUUGCCUAAUAUUUACGGCGUGAUGGUGGGAGUCGCUCCACUAACAAGGUCACUACCAGAAACAUAUAAGGAUGUGUACAAAUUCUUCAUCUUAGAGGAUGACAAAGGUGGAGCAGUUGAUGUCUUUUCUGGGUCACCUUUCAUGGAUUCUACUAGCAAGGGGUCAGAGUACCUUGGCAUCAUCAGCCCUAUAGUUUCUAGAGUUUGGACCACCUCCACUAUCGAAGGUCUUGAAUCUGUCUCGUCUUGGCAACAUUUCAUGGCCAAAUUCAUUCUCCACACAUUCAGAAGGAUAUGAACCCAUUCUUUCAUCAAUAACCGAGAAUAUUGUACCAGAUUGAUACGCAAUGUUAACCUGGUGUGUGUGUGUGAGAGAGAGAGAGACAGAGAGAGUACAAACGUUCAGCUGGUCUAAAAUUUGGGGGACAAUGUGAGUUGUUCCAAAUAAAAAGAGUUGAAUAUU